UGUCCUCCUACAACCUCCAAUUUUAACGCGGUACCGCUGUUUUAUCUGUCUAUCUCUCACGCUCUCUCUCUCCGUCCGACCGAGUCACGUCGGUGUGCGCGGCAAUGUGACAUGUGUCACGGCGGGUCCCUAUUGUCCAAUCUGUCAGGACGUGAUCAGCUGGAGUCUGACACCGAUAGCCACUACAGCGUCCUCGGCUGUGGCUAGCUGGACAUGCUAGUUAGAAAUGCUAAGACAAGUUUGGUAUGUUGUCACACCUCGCCGUCGGUGCUCAGCGGAUUUUCCCCACAUGUAUUAUAUUGUCGCGUUGCCCGCGGUGGCUCUGCUGAUUCGACAGAGUAGUGGUGGUGGUCUCGCUAAAUACGUGGCGUGCAGCGGUAGCCAGUCACAACGGUUGUUUACAACAUGUAGCAUGCUAGCCCGGUGUGUAUUCGUUCCGCGUUAGCAUGUUAGCUUAGACGAGCUAGUUGACUGCGGGCAGACGCAGAGCUGUCACUCCAUUUAAAAACACAACUGACAGCCCGGACAUGAGCUGUUUUAUGUCUGUAUUGUGAUUUGUAAAUGUAAUUUGGGAUAUUCGUCUUGGGCUUUUCCGGAUUGCGGUUAGCCGGUUAGCUGGCUUAUCUUCUUGGUGUGUGCCAUAAAGGGGAUGCGGCGCUGCAGUCGUCGCCUUGUCUCCAGACAUCCGUGCUCACGUUACCUGUCUGUCGGUAACAUGUCAGCGUCGUGGCUGUUUCCCUGUGUUAAUGUGCUGAAGUGUGUAAAUUAAGUGUUUUGUUGAACGUUACACAAAAUGUUUGCUCUCUGGCGUUUUCUUAAACAAGCUACAGUGCUAAUAAUCCUAGAGUAUGAGCUGUCUGGACUGCAGGAUCUGUCCGACCUCACUGACACCUUCACUGCGUCUGUCAUGUUAAAGCGCUGUAUUACCAGGACACCGUGUACCUCAGAUACAGUAGAGGAAUUAGAAGACAAUAUAAUGCAAAAGAAGAUGAAAAUUCCCAAGAUGUCCAUCGAGAAUUCAGGGAACUCAACUGAGAACAAUUUUGGAGAGGAGAGAAUGCCACUUAGGCAUAAAAAGGCUCUGUCUCAGGACCAUGGACGACCCCUGUCCAAUUCCUCCAAGAGCCUUGCUGCAGUAGUAGCUCGACUGGAGAGAAAUGCUGCCAGCUCUUAUAUGGAGGGUGAAGAAGACCUGGACGAGGACAGACUUGCUGAGGAGGGAGAGGAUGAUGAAGAUGAAGAUAUGGAGGCAGAACAUCAGCAAUAUCAUCACCAGCAGCAGCAACAACAGCAUUUGGAGGUGGAUUCAGAUUGUGUGUCGGAGGUAGCUGCAGCCGUGGUUCCUAGAGUCUUGUAUGAGGAGCUAGUUCACAGCUACAGACAACAGGAGGAGGAGAUGAGGAGGCUGCAGCAGGAGCUGGAGAGAACCCGCAGACAGCUGGUACAACAGGCCAAGAAGCUGAAGGAAUAUGGUAGCUUGUUGACAGAAGUCAAAGAACUGAGGGACUUCAACAGGAGACUGCAAGACGUCCUUCUUAUGAGACUGGGCAGCGAGCCCAUGCAUGACAAUGGCACUCAGACAAUCAAGGCCGAAGUUGUUGAACCCAUUGUUGAAGCCCAGGAGACAUGCAGAGAAGAAGCCAACACCAGUUCCAGCUAUUCGCCUUCCCCUAGAACAGUAUACACCUGCAAUGAUGGAAAGGUUCACCUUGGUGGUGGAAUUUGGGUAGAAGAAGAAAAGUGGCACCAACUACAACGCACCCAGGGAGACUCCAAGUUCACAAAGAACCUGGCUGUAAUGAUCUGGGGAACAGAAACCCUCAAAAACCGCAGUGUCACAGGUGUGGCAACCAAAAAAAAGAAGGAUGCUCUGCCCAAACCGCCACUGUCACCCAGCAAGCUGAAAAUUGUCAGAGAAUGUCUGUACGACAGAGUGUCUCAGGAGACAGCCGACAGUGCAGAGAUUACGCAGAGAUUAUCCAAAGUGAACAAAUACAUUUGUGAAAAGAUAAUGGACAUCAACAAGUCCAUCAAGAACGAGGAGCGGCGAGAGUCCAAGCUGCUCAUCAGACAGACAGUGAAGAUGGAGAACUUCAGCUACGAUGGCAUGUAAUGAUCAACUGUUGUCACACCAGCGCCUUCUGCCCCCCCUCCCCAUGGUUCAAAGAUUAUGAAGGGGACUUGGAAUGGGUUGUUGGGAGACGUUUCAGGAGGCGUUGUAUUCUUUGACCCACUGGAUUGGUUAUUAUGUCAAUUUUUUUACACAAAUAUAACCCUUCCCAACUCCCUACAGAACAUCUUCAGUGCCCAGUUUCUUCAUUGGCUGAGAGACAGCUUUACCCAACAGCCAUAAAUUGACGAGUUAGUUUAGUAUGAGCUGGUAUGAGUGGUUUGUGUUCUUUUUAAAGAUUUAGAGUGGAGUUUGGUACAGAGACAUGGUUUAUUGAGGUGCAUGCAUUUGUGUCAAAAAGAGAUUAGAUAUGAUUGUUAAAUUAAUUUAUUGUUCUGUGUCAGAACAUAAUUUUGUGUCAUUAAACUUUUAAAAAGUAAGGUUGUUUCCCUAGACAAAGUCUUCUUGUGCUAGAAAGAUAGUGAUGCUAGAUAGAUAGUGAUUUUAGACUUGGAUGAAUUUUUGGUAACUACUAGAUAACUGCGGGUACAUACUUGCUGUUGGUACUUACUGCAUAGAACAGGACAUAAUUGUCUCACGUGCACAAGUCUUAAUUGGUAACAGCCAUAUUACAUUUUCCAACAGAGAUUCUGUUGCUCAAAGAGAUGAUUUUUGAGUGUGUGCACUCCCCAAAGUAGGUCAAUUGGAACACAUAGUUUUAUUAAAGAGAGGGCUUAAGUGGGAAGCAUGACUGUACUGUAGAGUCUAUGGAGUGUUAUGGUUUUGUUUUGUAUGUUGACCUUUUACUUAGGGAUGGACAAUAUGGUCAAUAACAUAAUCAUGGUAAAUUAGUUUCAAAUAAGACGUAUUGAUAACUUUUAUUAUAAAGAAAUGUCAGAUAGUUAAAGAUUGAGGUUACUGAGAAUGUCGAAAUCAGUUAUUGUUUUUUAAACUUCUUAAUGCACAGACAACAAUUAGCAGUGUGUUUAAGAUGAUAAGAUUAAGUGUCUUUGCACUAGAUCUGCAACUACUUUGAUGACUAGUCAUCGAUUAUUGAAACAGCUCAUUUAUACUAUUGUACAGCCUGCAAGAGCAUCAGACUGUUUCAAGUAAUCAUCAAAUUGUCCAGUAGAGGGUGCUGUUAGGGCUUCUUAACCUGCAUCCAUGCCCUCUUUGCUUAUCAGAAGAACUGAACAGUGACAUUAAUUAUUCCUGGGACAAUGGAUGACACAAACAAGCUUCGUCUUCCCACAGCAGAUGCACAGAAUAACGAACAAAUCAGCUGUUAGCACAGAGAAUGCAGUGACAUUAUCAACAAAUAAUAUGUCUGCAACUAAUUGAAAUCAUUGAUUUUUCUCUAUAAACUGCUAUUGUUAUUGUUAUUGAAUUAUUGCCCAGCCCUACGUUGAGUUUAGAGCAUUUGCCAUCAGCGAGAGAGCACAAGGAAAGGUUUAGAUGGCAUUUUCGUGCGUCGCUUUUAAUCAAACAUGUCACUUUCAGACAAUUUGACUGUUUAAUGGUUUGUUGUGGUACAGGCACGUGGAUGUCUCGAAAGGCCUUAAAUGGAUUUGGCAAUCACCGGGGACUGGUUUACCCCUGGGUUUUCUAGUAAGCUGUGAUUGUAAAUGUUGAGUGAGCCGAAGUUUUGAAGCUUCACCUUCAAUUUGCUGUGAGAAUGUUAAAGUGAUGGCUUGGUACUAUUUGAUGCCCAAUGUGAUUCUGCUGCUGAGUUGAUCAGAGCCGGGCAGCUUGCUGCCCCCCCAUCCUGUUAAGAGAUGCUGGCCUGCGUGAUGCAAUGUGGGCAAGAAAAUCAGAGUGCAGCUCUGCACGGAACAGGUCGUCCUCAUGUGAAAUCAGUGUGAGCUGUGGGUAAAGCUGUCUGAAAAACUGUUGUGCUGUUGAAGUUGUCUGGGCCUGCUGAACCCUAUAAUAACCCCCUCUUUUUUAAGCCAUGCCACUGGGGAACAAAGUAAGGUCGCUCCAGUGACAGCUUCCUCUGAGCUAUGCCAUCAGAACUUCAAAAAUUGUUUUUGUCUUCUAUGUAUUUCUCUCUCUCUCUCUCUCUCUCUCUCUCUCUCUCCAGUUGUUUUAUUGUUUUGAUCCAAAAAGGUUUGUGUGGCUGACUGCAGGCUGGAACUAAAUGCUGCAGAUUGAAAUCGCAACUGUGACCUAUAGCUGUGGCAAACUGUGAAUCUGCUGCAGAGCUGCCCAUCAAGCCUUUCUCCUCGUCACACUCUAAAUUCUUGUUUGUCAGUUGGUUUAUUUUCGCUCUAUCAUUUUGUCUGUCUUGGUUUUUGUUAUCACAAAAGAUCAGAUCAGCCUUUUGUUAAGCUACCUUGUGUAUUGGGGAUAUUUUAGUGUACAUAAAAUCCAUCUUUAUAUUUUUUUUUCACAAAAGAUAUUUCAAUUUCUAAUCAUUUUACCUGUUAAAAUUUUAAAGGUUCUGGUCAAGUUGAAAUUAUUAGUUAAUGUUGUAAUUCCAUGUUACAUGACAUGGGUUUUCUUUUCUUUUUUUUUCUUUAGCUUUCUUUUUACAUUUGUUUUUACAUUUGAAUUGUUGGCUUAAAGAUAUUAUAUCCAGAUGUAGAUCAAUGAAACAUACAACAAAAAAAAAUCACCCUGUCUUAGCCGAAGUUAUCUCUGUGGGUUUAGAGAGACGAGACUUACCUGAACGUAAUAUUUAAAAAGAGCCCUUACAUUAAGCUACAGUCACAACAUGAUAGAAUCUACUCUCUAAUUGUCUCCCACAGUAAGAUGGAAGUCUGUAUCGUUAGAACCGUUUCGAAGCAGUAUUUAAAUUGACAAAAAUCAUUUAUAUUGAAUGCACUUUAAACUUAUGGGCAGUUUACUCAAUCUUAAAGAAAUGUUUGUUUUGUUUGUUUUUAAAUGUCUAUAUAAAUUAAGGCCUAACAAUCAUUGUAUUAUCAUGAAGCACCUUAGAACAUUUUUUGUCUGUUCAUUUUUAAUGAUAAGAACAAGAUAUGAGAUGUAGUUUGGUUUGUGUCACAUAUGACAAACCACAGCAAACUUAACAUGUUUCCAAACAUUAUGUCCCAAGUGAAAUAGUGAUAAAAACUGGAUUCUGCAUUUCAUUAUGGCUUCGUGAACAACAGCUGGCUUACUUUUGACAAGCAAACAAGCCAACUGCACUUCUCUUAUCGGUUCACCGGUUAUAAGAAAUUUACCUAUGGAAUGUGCAAGAUGACUGGUAUAUGUGCUUUAAUGAAACGUGUCAAGAUGCUGGUUAUGUAUAGACAUGAAAACCUACAUGGAGAUAACUGUGUAUUUUUUACAAAUGAGUGAAAAUGGUAAGCCAAACUAUUGAAAGCUGAGAUCAAGGUAAAGGAGGAGGAUGAUGCUGACCAAGGAAUCGGCAUGAUUUGCACAAAAAAAUGGCCUAUGCCAAUGUAACAGAGCAUAGUGAACCUUAAGCCACCAAAGGGUGACAUUUUGUUGAUAUAUUUUUGAGUUCCUUUUUUGUUCGUGUCCCCUCGUUCUUUUACCCCGUGUACAAAGGAACACGCGAGAUGUACGUGUUCAAGCAUGUAUUUAAAAUACAUGCAGUUUAAAAGAAAAAAAAAGAUUUCUGCUGUGCAAAAUAACCUUGCUGAAAUUCUGACACAUUGUUGUGUAUUGUGUUUGUGUUUGUUUCUUUAUUGUCGGAUGCCAAAAGGGUUUGCGGUUCGAAAAGGCUGGGUUUUCUAGAGCGUGAUUAAGCCUAAUCCUUUAACUAAGACCAUCUUUAGUUGAUGAAAGCCGCAUGAAAGUACUGUUUUCAACCUAGAUUUUGGCUUUAACUGUGAUGACGAAGCCAAUCUCUGUCAGAUAUAUCAAGUCACUUGCAGAGGAGCAUUUUGGAAUUCAACAUACACCGAUCUAUAACCUGGCAGAGCCGUUAAUGGCUCUGUAAUACCAAAUUUUCCAGUUCUUUCAUUAUCACAUUCACGUAGUACAAGGAAGUGUCACUGGCUUUGUGAUCGUCCUCCUGUGCGACCUCUAAGUCAUUACUCUCUCGACAUUUAUAUGGACUUUUAAAAUACAAGUGUAUGGAGAUAAUAGCAAAUCCCAUCCUCCUUGUUGUGUGUUUUGGCCUAUGUUGUGAACAACUGUCAGAGCUUCAGAAGUGAGGUUGCCUCAUGUUUGCUUUUUGACUGUUUGUUUUUGGGGGUGGAGGAGGAGAUCAAUUUCUAGCUUCACUGUGUGGAACAAGCUGAAUAGCAUCUCACCCUUUUUGCAACUAAGGCUUUUUGAGAUACAUGAGUGUUUGAGUGUCAGAUAAAAUGUCAGACUUACUUGAGAACAAGACAAAUGGGAGGAACACAAUGCUAGGUCUAUAUUUUCUUAAGGUAUCAGUAACUUUGUAUACAAUCCACAAACCGGUUCUACUUCAUCUAACUUCACCGUCCUACCUCAUUGUUACUCUGGUGUUUGUUUGUUAGUGACUGUAAACUAUGUGUGUAUAUUAAAAAAAAAAAAAAGAAGAUAAUAUUAAUACUACUAUAGGAAAAAGGUAUACCUGGUUACUCUCAACAUGUAUAGCAUAUUAAACUUGUUAAACACCUCAGUACAGAAAUAUCAUUCUUAAGAGAAAUCUCUUUUAUUUUGAGCUUAAGAUGCUGCUUUAAAGGGUGUCUGCGUGAGGGGGGUCGUCUCAGAAUAUAUAUAUAUAUAUACAUGAAUAUACCUUUGCUCUUUGCUAUGUUGUGCAGUUGGUCAGUGCUUGUGUUCUGUCUCUGUAAUGCAUUCUGAGAUUUUUACUGGUUGACGGUGCUACCAGCAAACAAAACUGAUCUAUUGGACCUCAAAUGGUGCUGUUUUUCUAUGUUUUUAAUCAUACAGCUAUGUUUUAUUCAGGUGUGUCAACUGCCACUAUCCCCUCAGCUAAUCAGAAUUUAAGCCAAAAUAUUUCGCAAAACCAGUAACCCUGCUAUUACUGUAUCAAUUCUAUAUAUAUAGAUAUAUAUAUAUAGAUAUAUAUAUAUAUGCUAUCCAUCCAAAUAUUGUAGAUAAUGAUUAUAUCCUCAGCUGUGAGUUUCACAAGUACCUCAGACUUUUGCUGAUUUUCAAUGGAUGCAUCUGCUUCUCGCACCUGUUGUCUACAAAUAUUACUUUGUCGCGGUGUAUUUUCAGAUAUAUGCAUUUUUAACAGUUAGAUCAGGUUACACUAUAUGUAGUACGGGAUUAUUAACUCACACUCAGAUGGCUGUCCCAAGUGAGAGGAUGCCACUGUUCAUUGGUCGCAUUCCACGUCAUCAUAGGAAAUCUCAACUGGACUGGGCAGUGUAUAUGUAACAGUAGAAGAUCUCCUCAGCUAUAUAUAUAUAUAUAUAUGUAAAAAAAACAAAAAACAUUUACUAUAAUAUACUUUCAGGCAAAGUUAUGUUGUUUUACAGAGGACUGAUUCCAUUGGUGGUUCUUGUUUAUGGUUGAAAAACUAUUGAUUUGGUUGAAAAUGUCACACAACCGCAGUCGUCAGGAUACAUUCACAAAGACUGCCGGGGAUUUUUCACAACGAUUCAUUUUUCAAGUGACCAUCUUAAUCUGUGAUUGACCAGUUGUAUCUCUGUGUCCUUGACUGUUGUUCGAGUAAAUCUGAGUUGUCGCUACAGUACUGUGCAAAAGUCUUUGGGCACCACCGGCUUUGUUGUUUUUCACACUGCCCGACUAGAAAUAAGACAAAUAUUCCAAAAUUGAUUUUAAUGUUCUUGUUGUAAGAAAAACAAUCUAACAGUGGGGUAAGUGGAUUUUUGCUUUGCUGGAAUUCUUAAAACUAGCUUGUAAAUCUCCUUGUCAUGUUUGUAAAAUGAGGGAAAACGGGCAAAAAAUUGACUUUAACUUAAAAUGUAAGAAAGUUUAAGCAAAGAAACCAUUUGCUUAAAAAGUUGCAUAUAUUAAUUUUUCCCCAAAUCAAGGCUUGUUAACGUUAUUGAAAAUUAGUUCUUGCAGUGUGUGUCUGUCAGAGUCUGUGAUCAUUGCCAUAUGGAUUUUGAAUGAUGUCAAUGUAUAAAUUAGUUGGACAAACAUGUUUUACCAAUAGCAUUUAUCAGGGUUUCACGCUGAUAAAUGUUUUAAGAGAUACUUUAAGAGCUACUAAAUACUUGUACAAGCUAUUUUUCCCCCUUUUUUCCUGGAUGUGUUCCAAUAAAGUGAUUGAGAGAUAAUUCUACUGUAUGAUCUUUAUAACACGGCUAAUACAACAAAUCUAAUGGUGGAGAAGAGUAUUGCAGAGUACUGUAAAUAUUUAGUUGAGCAGUUUGUGAGUGGUUGACUUACAGAGAGCGAGACUUGGCUUAAUUAUACAAACAAGUGCAUUAUAUUUCCUUUUUUUUUACCCUGUGCAGUGACACCAGUGGAAUCUUUUCUGCACCAAAGUGUUUGUUAUAUGUUGUGUUUUUUUGAAGGGUUGGUUUGCUCUAUCUGUCCGUACGUACGUAUGUGUUUGUUUUCCUGUGUUUUUCUACUCGGGUCAUGUCGAAGAACUGAGCCGUUGCUGGAAAAUUCUGUUUUUACUGUGAGCAGAUUGUAUAAAGCAGUUGGUUUAAUGGAAGCACUUAAGCCAUCCGUUGGACGUCUUUUCCACAAUGGUUCAAUUGUAAGCUUUGCUCUGGCGCAGAGAACUGACCCAGAGAGUUUUGUGUGUGUAACUGGAUUCCUAUGCAGGUGUUAAGUUGUGAACCACAUCAUUGUUGGGUGGAGGGUGAGCCAGAGAGGCAGAUGACUGGCCAAUGUUCAAACCUCUGAAUGUGUCUGCACAGUCUUGAGAUUGAGUCAACGGGGACGAAGGCGAUAUGACAAAUCCAUACAAAACCAUUACUACAUUUCCGCACCCAUGGAGUUAAACUUUACAGGGCUGCUUGGGUAUAUACCGGUCUGCAAUAGCUGUAACUAUAUUGCAACGAUUAUUAGGGGAUGACAGGGUUAUCACUGUAUGGAGUACUUCCAGUUAGUAUGAUAAUGUGAACAUUAAUUUCAAGACUAUUGCAGUAAACACUCCCUCUCCCUACUUCAGCCUUCUAGAGGCAGAAACCCGUAUCUGCAAAAGAGAGUGUACAUGUCUUUGCUAAACCGGCCACACCUCUGCUAUGCGAGCAACUCUUUGACGCUUAGCAUCCUGUUCUGUGUUUUCUCUUGCUGCAUUCAGGAACACCUGUCUAAUGUAUAGAUAAACUGAAAUAAAUCAAGACUUUUAUUCUAUCAGCA
Messenger RNA from Solea senegalensis (Senegalese sole), 9310 nucleotides. It is a transcript of the gene bend5, whose product is annotated as BEN domain containing 5. The record is from RefSeq and is a predicted model, not a curated record. The transcript has 6 exons. Bases 794 to 2113 code for a protein of 439 amino acids. Gene Ontology annotation, molecular function: DNA binding. Gene Ontology annotation, biological process: negative regulation of DNA-templated transcription. NCBI's taxonomy places the organism in Eukaryota, Metazoa, Chordata, Actinopteri, Pleuronectiformes, Soleidae.